This is a messenger RNA of Uranotaenia lowii, 516 nucleotides long. Its product is annotated as 37 kDa salivary gland allergen Aed a 2-like. NCBI's taxonomy places the organism in Eukaryota, Metazoa, Arthropoda, Insecta, Diptera, Culicidae. The record is from RefSeq and is a predicted model, not a curated record. The coding region runs from base 1 to 516 and encodes 171 amino acids. The transcript has 3 exons. Gene Ontology annotation, molecular function: odorant binding.
AUGAUUACGUACGUCAAGUUUAUCAGGCCAUGUUGGAACAUUUUAUCCGAUGAUGCUCGUACAGUUUUAUGCGCCAAUAAAGAGAAAAGGAAGACUACCAAUGUUCCUAAUGAAAGCAGUUUUUCUCCAUACAUCAACUGUGUGUUCAAAGGCUUGCGCUAUUUGAAUGCUGAUUCUAGUGUUAACGCCCAGGAAAUCAUGAGAGACUUUUACCUGGUCAACAAAACUAGCAACUCUAUCGUCUCCGGCCUUCAAAGUUGGGUUUCAGAAAUCAACGGACAAGGUGCCGAAUCUAGAGCAGCAAGUCUUUUCGAUAAGCUCAUUGGUGCUGCGGGCGCUUCCGAAGACUUGAAUGAAGCUUGGGACUAUUGUGAAAUUCGUUCCAAAAACUAUAUGUACGCUCUUCAAAAUGGAGGAGUUUAUAAUAGAGCUAAUGUAAAGGCUCUCGUGACACAAAUUGACGAAACUCUCUGUCCAUCUUCGACUAUUGAAGAUACUGGAGUCAUUGUUGCUUAA